Molecule: messenger RNA, 1446 nt
Organism: Eutrema salsugineum
Lineage: Eukaryota; Viridiplantae; Streptophyta; Magnoliopsida; Brassicales; Brassicaceae
Exons: 1
Coding region: 1-1446 (481 amino acids)
Molecular function (GO): nucleic acid binding; zinc ion binding
Source: RefSeq, a predicted model, not a curated record
AUGGGGGAUAUCGUUCCUAGUACUCGUACAAAAGCACUGAAUACUUCCUCAAUCCAUUGCCCUAUGUUAAACUCAACCAACUAUACCGUAUGGGCCAUGCGGAUGAGGGUUUUGCUCAGAGUACACAAGGUCUGGGAGACUGUUGAAACAAAGGCGGCCGAUGGUGAGAAGAACGAUGUUGCUAUGGCCCUGAUUUUUCAAUCAGUACCCGAGACACUCAUUCUACAGGUAGGAAAGUUAGACACGGCGAAAAAGGUAUGUGAUGCAAUCAAAUCAAGACUUGUAGGAGCAGAAAGGGUGCGAGAGGCAAGGUUGCAGACUCUUAUGGCCGAGUUUGACAAACUCAAGAUGAAGGACACAGAGACGAUAGAUGAUUUUAGUGGAAAAUUGUCCGUAAUCUGCUCAAGGUCGGCUGCUUUAGGAACGACUAUUGAGGAACCGAAGAUUGUCAAAAAGUUUCUCAAAAGUCUUCCGAGAAAGAAAUAUAUACACAUGGUAGCUUCACUUGAGCAGGUGUUAGACUUGAACACCACAAGCUUUGAAGACAUAGUCGGAAGACUAAAAGCCUACGACGAACGUAUUCGAGAAGAAGAAGAAGAAGAAACGCAAGAUGAUCAAAACAAGCUCAUGUACGCAAACAUGGAACCUCAGGAAAAUCGUGACUACAGUGGAGAGAAUAGAGGCAGAGGUCGAGGAGGACGCUUCUAUAGCAGAGGACGAGGUCGUGGACGAUUCAAUGGAGCCAGAGAUUUGUCAGAGAUAACAUGCUAUCGAUGCGACAAAACAGGGCAUUACGCUUCUAAUUGCCCUGACAGACUUCUCAAACUUCAAGAGACUCAGGAAGACGACGACGUUGAUGACACACAUGAAGCUGAACGACUCAUGAUGCACGAGGUGGUGUAUCUGAAUGAAAAAAGGGUGAAGCCAAACGAAUUUGAAAAAAGCCGUGAAGGAGACAAUGUUUGGUAUUUGGAUAAUGGUGCUAGUAACCAUAUGACUGGAAACCGAAAUUACUUUUCAAAGAUUGACGAGACAGUCACAGGAAAAGUAAGAUUCGGCGAUGACUCUCAGAUAGACAUAAAGGGGAAAGGAUCGAUCCUCUUUGUCAGUAAAGAUGGAGGAAAAAAAGUGGUUGCUAAUGUCUAUUUCAUACCAGAUUUAAAGAGUAAUAUUAUCAGUUUGGGACAAGCAACAGAGGCUGGAUGUGAUGUUCGGAUGAGAGGAGAUUAUCUGACAUUACAUGAUCAAGAUGGAAGACUCCUUAUGAAGGCAAACAGAUCAAAGAAUCGUUUAUAUAAAGUAAUCAUGGAGGAGUCGCAUGGAGCUGCAUUGAAGCAGGUUUUGAGGUAUUUGCGUGGAACUCUCAAUUUUGGUGUUGAAGAUUUCUCUAAGGAAGAUUUCAAGUUUAAAGGGGAGAUUGUUGGAAUAAACUUGAAAGAAACUUGA